This is a messenger RNA of Pisolithus orientalis, 1086 nucleotides long. RefSeq lists its product as uncharacterized. The transcript is spliced from 4 exons. Bases 1 to 1086 code for a protein of 361 amino acids. The record is from RefSeq and is a predicted model, not a curated record. Lineage: Eukaryota; Fungi; Basidiomycota; Agaricomycetes; Boletales; Pisolithaceae.
AUGGACUGCUUCGAUGACACUGGAAUUAUGGCAUUGAUAUGCCAUCAUGACAUCCCUCUCUUCUUUGCAAAUAUCGACAUGCCUGGUGAGCAACAGAAGUAUAGUGUCACCCUUCUCAAACACCUCUUCUCCCACUUGCCAGUCACUGCAACUGUUGUUGCAUUGUAUGAUAUUGGUUGCAUUCUCACAUGUUCUUUAGACAAGGCUGACUUAGAGGUUGCUGACCAAGCACUUCAAGCUGCAUGCACAAUAAUUGAGAAGGAUGUGACAGAGGAUACCCUCGAGGCUCUGGAGAGUUUGGAGUGCAGCCAUGAUCAUCUUUUAAACAAGGUGGACCUACUAUAUGCAUCCCUCAACAUCCAUGACAAGUUUCCUGAGCUCAACAGUGUCAACAUUGAGUUCAUUUGGAUGCUUCUUUUGGCUUGUGAUUUGAAGAUCAAUGUCUGGAAACAGGCAAUUGGGAGCUUUUUUGAGUGGGACAAACUCGAUCACACAGUAGGGGGAAAGCAGAAAGCCUUGGGUAUGAAGCUCCACCAGCAAACUCACAAAGCAAUUGCAAAGCAUCAGCCCACACUCAUGUCGGCCAUCCAAAAAUUCAACAUGUAUUGUGAAUGUCUUGCAAAACUAUAUGAUGCAUCAUCUGGCAUCCCCCUUCCUUUGCCACUCCCAACAAAAUUAGCUGAACUAUGUAACGACCAAUCCCUCUUCAAAGACGUUUGGAUCACUCCCUCUAUUGGAGAAAUCCUGCGGUGGUUGCAAGACUCUGACAUGAGAGAGGACAUUAGAGCAGUCCUGAAGACUGACUGCUGUCUCGAAGAACAACACUGCCUUGGCAUGGAGGCUGACAACAUGUGCCAAUGGUUUGGCAGCAAGCUGUGUGCUGUCAAGCUUGCAAUUCAGCAGCCAGAAAGAGAACACACUUUGGACUCUGAUCAGACUGUGUUCACAGACAUUCUUGAAGAUGUACCAUCCAAUGCUGAUGAAGGUGGUUUGUCCAACAAUGAUGAGGAUCAGAAAAAGAUUCAUAACAUGAAUCUUGUUUGGGAAAUUCCCUUCAUAAGUUCCAUUCAAGCACACAAGUCCUGA